Molecule: messenger RNA, 1851 nt
Organism: Clonostachys rhizophaga
Lineage: Eukaryota; Fungi; Ascomycota; Sordariomycetes; Hypocreales; Bionectriaceae
Source: the annotation of a GenBank genome assembly
AUGGCUCCUACCUCGAGACAGCCUCGAAACAUGGGACAGGUUGUUGAGUACAUUCCAGACCGCUUGUACUUGGCCGCUUACGUUCACCCUCCUACCGCUGAGACACCCUUCCCAUAUCCCGAGGCACCGGCUUCUCCCAGGAAGCGUGGACAGUCUGCUGCCACACCAUCUCCCAGCACCGGAAAGACGCCUUGCUACUUCACCGUCGACGACGCUCUCCUCUACAAUGCUUUCCACCACGACUUUGGCCCGCUGCACAUUGGCCACCUCUACCGAUUUGCUAUUCACUUCCACGACAUCCUUGGUGCGAAGGAAAACAAGGACCGCCCCAUUGUUUUCUGGAGUGCCGCCGAUCCAAGAAGCCGUGCAAAUGCCGCAUGCAUGCUAGCAUGCUACAUGGUUCUCAUCCAGAACUGGCCCCCUCACCUGGCAUUGGCCCCCAUUGCUCAAGUUGACCCUCCUCUGAUGCCGUUCCGAGAUGCUGGAUACAGCCAGGCCGAUUACGGCAUCACUGUUCAGGAUAUUGUUUACGGAGUUUGGAAGGCCAAGGAAGAAAAGUGCUGCGACCUCGACAACUUUGAUCUCGACAUGUAUGAAAAGUACGAGCGUGUGGAGCAUGGUGACUUCAACUGGAUCACUCCUCACUUCCUUGCUUUUGCUUCACCCCAAGACACUCCCGUUGCGAAGAUCACAGAAGAGUCGGAGCUCUUUCCAUUGCUCCCAAAGACCCUCCAGGACGUUUCCGAUCAUCCCACACUAUCCCAACCCUUCAAGAAUGUCCUCAGCCAUUUCAAGGAGAAGAACAUUGGGCUUGUUGUUCGCUUGAACUCUCACCUCUACUCCCCUUCAUACUUUGAGUCGCUGGGCAUCCAACACAUCGAUAUGAUCUUUGAUGAUGGAACCUGCCCUCCACUGACGACCGUGCGAAAGUUCAUCCGUCUGGCUCAUGAGACCAUUACCGUCAAGAAGAAGGGUAUUGCGGUUCACUGUAAGGCUGGUCUUGGCCGCACAGGCUGCCUGAUUGGGGCCUACCUCAUCUACCGCCACGGCUUUACUGCCAACGAGGUCAUGUCCUUCAUGCGCUUCAUGCGCCCAGGCAUGGUUGUAGGACCCCAGCAGCACUGGUUGCAUCUUAACCAGGGAACCUUCCGUGAGUGGUGGAUUGAGGAGAAGAUUGAGCGAAAGCUGAGGAAGGAGAUGAUGGCAAACAACCAGAUGCCCAGCACCCCGAUCCGUGCCAUGCAAAAGUCUUCAUUGCGCCAGCAAACCACAACACCCCCUCACCGAAGCCCCUCGAGCCGUACACCUCUCAGCGAGGUUGACCAGGAUCGCAACAACAGCCAGGAGGACUACCUGCCCGCCCCUACCCCCGGGCAGCCACGAAAGGCCGCACGUGCUGCCGACCGACACCACCCCUACCAGCGCUCAACUUCUCAAAGCAUCGUCUUGGAUGAACAAGCCGAGAUCGAAAAAGAGACAGACAUCGUCGCUAUCCAGCAAACCUCCGAGUCUGAGGAAGAGUUGCACCUUCGCAUGCGAAGUCACCGCAAGGUGUCUCAGUCCCCAUCUCGAAGCACCAAGGUGCGGUCAGUCAGCCAGACAACUGUCUAUGUCAUUGACAAUGAUGCAUCGCAGGAUGCCGAGAACAUUGGCUCUGUUCGUGCCAAGCCUAUCGAUCGAGUCGUUAGCACCCCUAGCACGAUGACCAAGGUGCGAGGCAGCAGACGCCAAGCUGAGUCUCCCCUCCGUUCGAGAGACUCUGCCGGUAUUCGCAAGACGAGUGGACGCAUUGGAAGCACUGGCACCGCCAUCACGGCCGCGGCAACCCGCAAGGUCUCCUCCAGCUCUUAG